Messenger RNA from Lotus japonicus, 933 nucleotides. RefSeq lists its product as uncharacterized. The transcript is spliced from 8 exons. The record is from RefSeq and is a predicted model, not a curated record. The coding region runs from base 1 to 933 and encodes 310 amino acids. Lineage: Eukaryota; Viridiplantae; Streptophyta; Magnoliopsida; Fabales; Fabaceae.
AUGAUAAAAACAGGAGAUUGCAUUUUAAGGUUCCUUACAGUGUGCUUUCACAGUUCACAAUGGCAAUUUGGUUCUUACGGUAUUCAUCUCCCUGCUGAAAUCAGAUCUCUGAUCAGUGAGGAAGUGGGAAAUAUUGCAAAACUUGCUAUUGUUAUUCUAAUCGAGAAGAAAUUGGGUCAGGGCUCUGAGUGGGAACCUUAUAUCAGCUGUCUUCCAGAGCACCAGGAGCUGCAUAAUACGAUAUUUUGGAAUGAAAGUGAGUUGGAGAUGAUUCGCCAAAGUUCAGUUUAUCAGGAAACUAUUAACCAAAAGUCUCAAAUUGAAAAGGUCUUUCUAGCAAUCAGGCCUAUUUCUUCUUCUUCAUCAUCAACACCAUCAUCCUUCCUCAUCAACAACAGGAAUGGCCUCCCGGCGAAUCUCAGGUCACCGCUGUUCUACCGGUACUGGUUGGACUUCCGGAGUUCCGGUGAGAAAAGGUACUCCUCUUGUGCUGUUGUUGGUAACAGUGGAAUUUUGUUUAACAUUAACCAUGGUUGUCGGAGCACAAGGGAGGUGAGGUCUGCUGGAAGAAAAGGAAAGGGUCUUCCACAAUCACUCCGCGCACUUGCUCGUGUUCUUUCAUGCACCGCAACUCAGGAAGUCAAUGAUUUGAUCGUGGAAGCUGCUAAAACUGAUGGUAGGCUGGCUAGACGCCCUUUACAAGAUAUCAACAGAGAGAUACAAGCACACCUGAUGUUAUCAUCAUUAUUUAUCCGAUUAAUAGAGGAGCGCAAGACAACUAUUAUGUCAUUUAAUUCAUCCAAUUCUUCCUCCUUGUGUGAAAGACUUCCUGUUGUUAUAAGACUAAUGGCUCGAGAUCUGCUUCAUGGCAAGCUUCGCGUUCUUAAAUCCACUUCUACCUGGUUGGAGAAUUAUUGUUCUUCCUUGACUUGA